GAAACUUCCUGGUGGUAAAAUUUAUCACAAAGGCUGCCUGAAGGCGCGUCUACCAAAGAAAGUACAACUUGUACCAUGGUAAGCUGAUCAAAGCAUCUUCAGUAAAGUAAUCAGUGAAGUCAUUUAGUGGUAUCUUUGGCUGGAAUGAAACAUGCAGACUUUCUGCCUCCAGAGCACAUUGUUGUCCAACCUGCUCUAUAAACACUUUUCACCUUGAAAUGAUGUUGCACUUGCAACAGUCAGAUAUGCUUUAUAUGGGGUAUUCAUAUUGUUUGCUAGUGGUGGAAAAAGGACUAAGAUCUUUUAAAAUAAAAGUAACAAUACCACAAAGAAAAAUAUUGCAUUACAAGUAAUAGUCCUGCAUUCAAAGUCUUACCUAAGUAAAAAUUAAACAAAUAUUGGUGGCAAAAUGUACCGAAAGUAACAUAAGUAAAAGUACUUGUUAUGUAAACAUCAUUAGAAUAAUAUCACCAGUUCUCUGACAUGUAGAUGUAAGCAGCAUUUAUUGUUGUCUUUAAUGUUGUCAAGCUGGAGCUGAUUUUAACACAUUUUACUUUUGAGUAAUUCAGGCUAUAACAGCAGUGGCUACAGAACAAUAUUUCUUUGUGAAAUGCAGUGGAGUAGAAGUUUAAAGUAGCAUAAAAUGGACAGUCAAACAAAGUACAAGUACCUCAAAACUGUACUUGAGUAGAGAAUGGUAAAUGUAUUAGGUGACAUCCCAUCACUGUUAUUUACACUGUAAAUGUAAAUGUAAGCUAUGAUCACAGCUUUUCCAUUACAGACCUUUAAAUGAAAGGAGUACUCCACCAAUUUUACAUGUGUUACACAUAAAUCCAGUACCUGUUAUGAUGAAUACUACUUAAUAUGUAAAAAAAAAAAAAAAAAAAAAAAAAAAAAAACUUGUUUAAGACAAUACAUUUAUAAUAAAAAUCCUGCAUCACAAACUGGGGAAAGGCUUUUUAAAGACAUGAAGAUUUCCCAGGCUGAUAAAGUCUAAUGAAAGAUGUUAAAGAGUUGUAUUAUGGGAAAUGUAGGAUAAAUCAUCCCUGGAACUUGAUCCAUACUAUGGAUUUUGAAAAAAAUCAGGGGUCAGCCUCUGCUGUAUCAAUUUUGUCCUGUAAGUUAAUGGAAACACAAUACUAAAUAGCUGGAGUAUUCCUUUAAUCUUAUGUGGGUUGUAAAUCAGACAUGAUCAAUAACCUAAUUUGCAUUAGCACACCCAUCUUUAUCAUUUAUACACAGCGUCUUCACCCAAUUGAGAUUAAUGGAUUGAAUUAGGUUUUUUUUUGGUUGUGAUAUAUCAUGUAUGAGUUUGAAUGCUGACCAUAUAUGUCUGUGGAUUGUAAAUUCAAAAAGCAUGUAAGGGAAUGGCAAGCUAUUUUUCAAGAUAUUCAUUUUAAUACUUAAGAGACAGGGACAAGAAAAAAAAAAAAAUCAGUGUACCAAAUGUACCAAACCUAAACACUGGUAAUUUGUGUAGUGAACGGGCGAGGCGCUGUGCCUGCCUCAUCUGCUGUGUAGCCUGAGCUCCGCACAGACAGUGAGAGACAGCCAUGGAAAGGUGGAGAGCGGACUGUUUUCUUUGUUAUUUUUAAAGUCUUGCAGUUCGCAACUAUGACACUGUUCGCCGUGACUUGUGCCGGUCCAAAUGCCCGAUGCACUCGAAAGCAGCAAGAAGAUUUUCACCGGAGUUUUUUUGCAGUGGCAUAAGUAGAAGUCUGGAUCUAAUAAUUGUGCAGUGUGGGCUCUACGGGGACGUGGUUUAUGGAUGCUGGGACUAUGAGCAUAAGCGACAAAAGGGGCUACUUAGCAGACCUGGGAGGCAGCUUCACUGAGGAUGCUCCCAGACCUCCAGUCCCAGGAGAAGAAGGCGAGCUGGUGUGCAGUGAUGGACGGCAAAGCAGCAACCUUGGCUUCUCUUCAAAGAGUGAGAGCCUCAAAUGUGAGGCGUCUGUGGCUACACCCAGGCGACCUGACUUGGACCUGGGUUAUGAGCCGGAGGGCAGUGCCUCUCCGACACCGCCCUACCUAAAGUGGGCCGAAUCGCUACACUCCCUCCUGGAUGACCAGGAUGGCAUCCAUCUGUUCAGGACGUUCCUCAAGCAGGAGGAGUGUGCAGACAUGUUGGACUUCUGGUUUGCGUGCAGUGGCUUCCGCAAACUUGAAGCCAACGAGGGUAACGAGGAGAAGAAGGUUAAACUUGCAAAAGCUAUCUAUAAGAAAUACAUCUUGGACAACAAUGGAAUUGUUUCCAGACAGAUCAAACCGGCUACCAAGUCCUUCAUCAAAGACUGUGUGAUGAAGCUUCACAUUGAUCCUGCAAUGUUUGACCAGGCUCAGACUGAGAUACAGACUAUGAUGGAGGAAAACAGCUACCCUUUAUUCCUUAAGUCUGACAUUUAUUUGGAAUAUACGCGGACAGGAGGAGAGAGCCCUAAGCUGUACAGUGAUCAGAGCUCUGGGAAUGGAAAAGGACUGUCGGGUUAUUUACCGACUUUAAAUGAAGAUGAGGAAUGGAGAUGUGACCAUGAGUCAGAGGAGCAGCCAGAGUGUGACCCCACACCGAGCAACCGGCUUACUCAGAAGCUGCUAAUGGAGACGGCACCACAGCGAGUUGCCAACAGUGCGAGAUUCCAGGACAGUCACGAGUACAGGCAUGCACCAUGUCGGGAGCCCAUCAACCCGUACUACGUCAACACCGGCUAUGCUAUGGCUCCCGCCACCAGCGCCAACGAUAGCGAGCAGCAGAGUAUGUCCAGCGACGCAGACACAAUUUCCCUCACCGACAGCAGUGUAGAUGGGGUACCACCCCACAGAUACCGCAGACAGCAUCGCCGGGAGAUGCACGAAAGUGCCAAAGCAAAUGGGCGAGUGCCACUACCUCAUAUACCACGCACAAACCGGAUUCCAAAGGACAUUCAUGUGGAGCCAGAGAGGUUUGCUGCAGAGCUGAUCAGCAGACUGGAGGGCGUGCUGAGGGAGAGGGAGGCUCAAGAGAAGCUAGAGGAGCGACUGAAGAGAGUCCGACUGGAAGAGGAUGGUGAUGAAGUCAUCAUGUCCACAGCUGCAUCAUUAGCUGGUCACAGGUUCCCCCCUGGUGCUUAUCCGCAGAAUUACAACUCCCGCUACGCUGACAUCACCUACAGUGGUAAUUUUCUGAGAGAUGCACACGAGGAGAACCCAGAGAGCAUCCUGGACGACCACGUCCAGCGGGUCAUGAGGACUCCCGGCUGCCAGUCGCCAGGGACGGGGCGCCAUUCUCCCAAGUCGCGCUCACCAGACAGUUUUCCAGGGGGCAAAGGGAUGGGAGUUGGAAUGCCACUGUCGUCAGGCCAGGGUAAACACCCAUCCAGGCAUGGUGUUAAGGGAGAGACCAGCCACCUGUACCACCACAAACAUGCGCAUCACAUCCACCACACAGGCGCUGGGAAGCCCAAAGAGCAGGUGGAGGCCGAGGCAGCCGUACGUGUGCACGGCAGCUUUCCCUGGGGCAUGGAGACGAGUCAUUAUGGAUCAAAGUCUCGCAGCUACGCCGAUGGCAUGGGAUCCAACCCCAUGGAGCAUACAGGGUACAGUAGCAAAGGUGGCACACAGUGUAAAAGAGUGUACAAGAAAGGUGAGGAUGUGCGGCCGUAUGACAUGCUGGGGCCGGGAGAAGAGAUGGAGAAAAAACAGAAGAUCCUUUUGUGGCUGAUGGAAGGACAGAAAGAAAUGGUUCAACAUAAGAGGAGCCCAUACGGGAGCACCGCUGGGUCCAAGAGGACUACGGGCCAUGAGGGAUCCCGUCUUAGCUCGGCGGAGAGGUCAGGCUCGGCGUACCCGUGCGUCAGCGCCCAACUGCGGAACAACGUGCAGCCGUCUCACCCUUUCAUCCAGGAUCCCACCAUGCCCCCCAACCCAGCUCCCAGCCCCCUCAUCCAACUGGAGGAGGUUUGCCGGCGGCUUGAAGAGGAGAAGAUUAAGUCAGGAACUUUACAGCCCAAGCAGAGGUAUGUGAUGGAGGUGAUCCAGAGGGGUCGCACCGCAGUCAGGCCUGCACUGUUCCCUCCGCUCAGCGUGGUGCCCGCCGUUUCUGACAGCGAGUUCUCCGAGCCCGAACACAAAGCCAGUAAAAAGCAGCCGUGUGAAAACACUGUGGUGGCGUAUUACUUCUGUGAGGAGCAGAUACCCUACAGGACGUCGGUCAAAGGGAGGGUCGUCACUCUGGGCCAGUUCAAAGAGCUGCUAACAAAGAAAGGAAAUUACAGGUAUUAUUUCAAGAAGGUAAGCGACGAGUUCGACUGCGGGGUGGUGUUCGAAGAGGUACGUGACGAUGAUGCCGUCUUGCCCAUCUUCGAGGAGAAGAUUAUUGGGAAAGUGGAAAAAAUUGAUUGAAGUGCACGUGGAAGAGGAAGAGGUUUAAAAGCCAGCGUGUGAAGGACAGAGGAGCGAUUGGAUGGUGAAGAGGAAGUGAUUUACGAUGAAGAACGGAGGAGCGGAGAAGAAGGUGAUAUAAGUAGAAGAGUUGAAGAGCAAAGCUGUGGUCACAGCGGACGACUUGUGACAUUAAUGCUGGGCAGCUCCACUGCAGCAACAAGAAAAAAAAAAAAAGACCUCAUUCACGUCUUUGGAGUGUAAAUUAGAAUUGUAAAGUUUACUAGAUAAAACGAAGAACAAAAGUGCUACUAAAGCUACAUAUUUUUGAUAUGAUGUAUCAGAGUGUCCUUUCUAAAGUAAUCGCACUUGUAAUUUUUAUAUGUAUUGGUACCAGAUGUGUACAGUUUGUGUUAAAAGAUAACAAAAUUUUGUAUCUAUUUAAGUAUUUAAUAUGCUAAUUUUCAAUCCAAUUGAAGCAGGAGUGUCGCCCCUGUUGAAGACGAUCAAAAUCCUUUAUAGGGCUGAUUUUUUUUUUCUCAUUUAUUGUAAGAGUUCUCUGGACUCUAAUAUUUAUGCUCUUCUAAGUGCUUUUAAUACUUCACUCACCAGUUCUUUAUUUGUGGCAUUCAGUCAGGCUGCACUUUCAUUCUAUUAUAAAUCACUGACUAUGUCUCAGUUUAGGCUGCAACAUGAUUUUCUGAAGCACCAAACACUGAGUGACCAGAAAAAUAUAAACGCCUGUACAGGGUAAUGCGAUCCAAUAUAACAGCACAGUGUCUUUGAUGCAUUUAUGGUCCUUUUUGAGGCUCAGACUUUGUGGUGCUUUUAUAAUGGAGUCAAAAAUACAACAUAUAAGUAACACUUAAGUAUAAUGCAAUCUAAUUCACCACCACAAUCUCAGCCUUAAAAAAUGACUAUAGGAAUCAAUUUCACUGUAAAUUGAUCAUCAUUAGUUUCACAGAGUUAUUAUUUAUUGCAAGGCUGUUUUAUCAGGUUGCAUUAUUGCAUGUUGCACAGGUAAUUUUAUUUUUCUGGUAAUUUGGUGUAUACUGCAUGUAAAUGUAGUUGAUGGCUGUGUUGAUGUGCAUUGUUUUUACCUAACCCAGCUGAAGUUAAAAGAAAACUGCCUUCGAAUAAGACAGUAAAUGUGAUGCUAUUGUAAAAAAAGAUAUUAUUGGAAAAGGUGAAUAUCUAUGCAAGUUGGUUUGUAAUUUGGUUGCCCUAAUCCAAAAUCUACAUUAGAUAUUGAUGUUAUCAAUUUGGCCCCCAUGGGCAAAUCACAUAUUGUGUGGAUUUUAAGUGAAAAGUAAAUACAACCUCUUCAGCAAAGACAUUAAAAAAUUAAUCAAAUGAAUCUUUCUUCGAAUGUUAAUGCACUGGUACUUUUUUCAUUUACUUCAAAAAUAUAAAAAAAUUAAACAGUAAUUUGGCUUGUGUAACAGUUUGGCCAGCUUUUUUACUGGAAAAAAACACUUUAACUCAUUAAAACUUUUUUUUAGAUUCUGUGGUAACACUCAGCAACCAUGGGCUCCUCUGAGCAACUGACUGAGGAUCUUAAAAUGAAGCUAACUGCUGCUACAAAGAAGGGCAGGGUAUAAAUGGAUAUCAAAGUGCUUCCAGUUUGAGACUUCCACUGUCUGACAUGUCAUUAAGGAAUAGCAGGCGAGGGAGAGUGUGGAAGUGAAGACAAGAUUUAGAAGACCAAGAAAAAUAUGACAUGGAACUGCUGGGCAGAAAGGCAAAGCAAAAGAGCUGCAGGAAGGUUUAGCUGACCCAGGAGUGGAGUGGUGGUUCCACUGUGCAGCAUUCACUGUAUAGACAGUCUUCAGAUAUAAAACCUUACCUGGAACCUUAUCACAAAAGUUAACAUCUGAAGAGCAAAGGGUUAGAGCCAUGCAGCAUUUGAAGAAAAGAACACCUUGUCAAAUGUUACGCAUGGAGGUGGAAAUAUUCUGUUUUGAGUUUGUAUGGCAGCUAGUGGCACAGUAAACAUUGUACCGACAGAGGGGAGAAUGGACUUGACGAAAUAUCAGCAAGUUCUGGAUGCAAAUGUCCUGCAGUCAGUCAAGAAAGUGAAAGUCUUACUUCUACAGCAUUUCAACAGUGAUCCAAAAGCAGACCUCAAAAUCCACUAUGCACGACUUCAAAAAGCAGCCGUCACAGUUCCCUGACCUGAACAUCACUGAAACACUGUGGGUGGAUCUUUAACAUGCUGUGUGUGUUAGACAGCUUAAAAGAUGUCUGAGAACUUUUACGUGAUCUGCAGGAAGAGUGGGUGAAAACUCUUUAAUCGAGAAUAGAGAGACUUAUAAAAAGCUUAGCUGUGAUAUCUGUUUAUUCAUUUACUUUAUAUUUUUUUAGGGUCGUGAAAUAAAAAGUAACAGUGCAUUAAUAUUUGAAGACUAAUUUUUAAUGUCUGUUUGCUGCAGGGAUUGUAUUUACUUCUACUCACUUUUCAUUUGCCCAAACUUAUGCAUACAACUGUAAGAGCAGUCAGGAUAUUAAAAUCCUGUUCAACUACAUGUCUGUUCAUUUAGGUGUUUGUUACAUGAGCACCUCUGUUGUUUCAUCAGGCUGAAAGUUCAUUUGGGUUGAGGUCAGCAGGGAUUCAGAAUCCUGGUUGUGGAUGAGUAAUUUGACCUUCUUUACGGGAGUUAUUUGUAAGUUUUGCUAUUGCCACAUGGCUAACAUUAGCAUUAACAGCUGUUUAUUUACCAGUCUAGAGGAAACAUUGCGAGUUCAGCAUCAAACUUCAUUCCUUUACUCACCAACAGCUGUUUCCAGUGGUGGAGAGCAACACCAAUGUUAACUCUUGUCUCUAUGAUGACUUUGCUUCUACUGAAGUUAGCAUGCUAACCAGCUAGCCAAGGCCCGUCUCGUCACUUUCCGAUAGCGACUCACUGUAGCCUCCAAUCUGCCCUGAAGACGUAGUUCUGCUCGGGGGGCAGUUAUAACCUUGUGUCUUGUAAACGCAAUUAUGACUGAGUCUCUUUUCAAGCUACAAUCACCACCACCCGCUCCCGACAAGAAAACCCAUUCAGCAGCAGAGACAACUUACAAAUAGCCCUUUUUAAAAUAGUCAGUGCCAGUGCAAAUUUGGAAAACAAUAACUCUUUGAGUUAUUCAAUUUUCUUUUAAUUUUUCCCAGUUAAACAUCAAAUGACUAAAUGUUCAGUCUCUCAAUUUAAGUGCCGCAUUCAGCUUUAGAGGUUACUACUGCUCGUGAAAGAAAAGCUCAAGGUCAUGCUUUUGUAACACAGAAGGCCUUGAAUGAGAAGGCCAGUGAAAGUAUUCAGAAUACUGUCAUGUUUGUGCAAUGAAGAUCACAUAAAGGCAUAUUUGAACACUGGAAGUGUAGAGGAGAGUUCAGGCAUAGAUUUCUCUGAAGUUCUGCAUUUUAUCCAUGGGAGCUGGUGAGAGCCAACAGACACUGACAUGUUGCACUUAUGUUUACAUCCACUAUUUUUCCAGCUUCAUGAUCCAUACACAUUGUUUUCUGCUAUUCCAAAAGACUUACCAUCUUAAACCUUUAAUCACUGCUUAGUUGAUGGAUCAGUUAGGAAAAGGCUGCGCUAAGAACUGGUUUCUAAUCUGUAGCCUUCUCUAGCUUAUCACAGCUACAUCUCGUGCCUGGCAGGAAUUAAUUGUUUAGUGCAAAUGAUCUACUUUUGAUAGAUCACGUUACACCAAAGAGAAAAAAAGUAGAUGGUAGGUACAGCUUUGAGUUACCCUUUCACACUGAUAUUCCUCUUCAUUAUGUGGUAUACUUAUUAUAUUUUCUUUUUAUGUUAAAUCAUCGAAGCUCUUGCAUGAAAGCCAGAUUUUUCUUUUGUUGUUGUUGCAAUGGACAAGGUGUGUGUGACUGCAGUUUUUUUUAAUGCUUUUGGAUAUGAACAUCAAUUUUGAAAACAUCAUUCAGAUGAAACACUUCAUGGAGCUCACAAGACAUUCACAUCUUGUUAUUAUUGCAAGACUGAAUGUCAGCCAAUUUAUAUUCGCUGUCUCCUCCAUUUGACAAUAUAAAUAACACUUUUGCAAUGGAAUAGCACACGAAAUUAAACUGAAAGCACUGGUACAGUGUUGCUGGGGGAGCGACAUAAUAUUAAGAUUCAAGGCCACCUUUUUUUGUCUCUGUACCUCAUCAUUGUGCCAGAGUCCAUAGUGAGGAAUGUGGCAUAAUAAAAGCCUUUUUGUUAUGGAAUAAUAGGCAGAAAAAUGAGUGGACCUUCAAUCCAGAGUGCUGUAUUGUAUGUAUUGUUGCAUAGAAAACCAGUGUAAGGAAUAUCUUUUAUAUAUAUAUAUUUGUUUGUUUUGUCUUUUUUUUUUUGUUGAGAUGCUGUUGUUGAGAUUCCUUUAACUUAAAUCAGUUUAAUAUAUUUAGUGCAUUUUUCUUUGUUCCUGUCUGUUGAAUUAUACAUUUUUGAGUACAUGAUCAAGUUAAAUACUUAUCUUGAUUUUCAUUGUUUAUUUCUUUUGAAAUAUAGAGUGUCAAAUCUGUUAUGAUUUUUACUGUGAAAGCCCCAAAAGCGAACUUCCCUUAUUUAAGAUCAUUGAAAUGUAUAUAAAACAUCAGAGUGCCUUUAUUGCUAUGCUAAUGAUGUCUGCAGUUUGACAGAUGUGGAGACAUAAAUGCCAGGGACUAGCUUUAUAUUGUUUGUUUAGACUUCUUUUUUAUCAUUAUUAUUAUUUUGCAAAGUUGUUCCCGUUCAACGAUUGUCACUUUAUUCCACCUUUUCUAUGUAAAUAUGUACAAUUGAAAUUGUCGUCAACCAGCAUCCCAGUCAGCACAUUCAGUACCCUGGACCUGUUUCUGUUCAUUAACUAGCAUGGUUACCGUUUAAAGGUACCUGGACAAUAAAUACAUGCAAUAAACCA
Seriola aureovittata is the source of this 9231-nucleotide messenger RNA. RefSeq names its product axin 1 (gene axin1). Bases 1765 to 4374 code for a protein of 869 amino acids. The transcript has 11 exons. NCBI's taxonomy places the organism in Eukaryota, Metazoa, Chordata, Actinopteri, Carangiformes, Carangidae. The record is from RefSeq and is a predicted model, not a curated record. Gene Ontology annotation, biological process: negative regulation of canonical Wnt signaling pathway.